Messenger RNA from Trichoplusia ni (cabbage looper), 1151 nucleotides. It is a transcript of the gene Phb1, whose product is annotated as protein l(2)37Cc. Gene Ontology annotation, cellular component: membrane; mitochondrion. The transcript is spliced from 5 exons. Gene Ontology annotation, biological process: mitochondrion organization. NCBI's taxonomy places the organism in Eukaryota, Metazoa, Arthropoda, Insecta, Lepidoptera, Noctuidae. The record is from RefSeq and is a predicted model, not a curated record. Bases 125 to 949 code for a protein of 274 amino acids.
UGUUUUAUCUGUCUGCGCUCUAUCUUGCUGGUUUUCGAUUGAAUUUGAGACAGAUAUUAAUUUUUACUUAAUAUUACUGAAUAUACAAUAAGUAUACAAAUAAUAACAAAGUCAAUUUAAAGAAAUGGCUGCUCAGCUCUUCAACCGAAUUGGACAAGUGGGUCUAGGAGUGGCGCUUGUUGGAGGAGUCGUCAACUCCGCUCUUUAUAAUGUUGAUGGUGGUCAUAGGGCUGUCAUCUUCGACAGAUUUGCUGGUGUGAAGAACUUGGUUGUUGGAGAAGGCACCCACUUCUUCGUACCUUGGGUGCAGAGACCCAUCAUUUUUGACAUCAGAUCACGUCCCAGAAAUGUUCCUACUGUUACUGGCAGUAAAGAUCUCCAGAAUGUAAACAUCACACUCCGUAUCCUGUUCAGACCGGUCCCCGACCAGCUUCCAAGGAUCUACACCAUCCUAGGUAUUGAUUAUGAUGAGAGAGUGCUGCCUUCAAUCACAUCUGAGGUCCUCAAGGCUGUUGUUGCACAGUUUGAUGCUGGAGAGCUUAUCACACAGCGAGAGGUCGUAUCACAGAAAGUCAACGAGAGUUUGACUGAGAGAGCAGCGCAAUUCGGACUGAUCCUUGACGACAUUUCAAUUACACAUUUGACGUUCGGAAAGGAAUUCACACAGGCCGUAGAAUUGAAGCAGGUCGCGCAGCAAGAGGCUGAGAAGGCGCGAUUCCUUGUCGAAAAGGCUGAGCAACAGAAGAAAGCUGCUGUCAUCGCCGCCGAGGGUGACGCCCAGGCCGCCGUACUCCUCGCCAAGUCCUUCGGCCAGGCCGGAGAAGGUCUCGUCGAGCUCCGUCGUAUCGAGGCCGCGGAAGACAUCGCUUACCAGCUAUCCAAAUCUCGCAACGUUACUUACCUACCACAAGGACAAAAUGUCCUCUUAAAUCUUCCCACACAGCAGUAAACAUCCCUUAAAAUAACGCUGGACGUGUUCGUUACAGAAUCGGGGUUGGUUCAAUACAAUUGCAUUUUGUAUUUACAACACAAAAUAAUGUAUAAGUAUGUUGCAUUUGUUGAAGACUAUGGUAUGGUUGCGCCAAUAGAUAGUAGUCCAUAUUAGUUUUAUGAAAAAUUGUAUUUACGCAUUAAACUAUAAUUUUUGUUGA